ACGGAGCGCAAUUGGCGGCCAUUUUACUUUCGCUACGGUCGCACGGAGCGCGAUCAGUGCGUCGCAAACGGACUUUACAUCAGUUUCGUGCAAUCUCCAGGCGAUUUGCGAGCAUUAGUCCGUGCCAGUAACGGAUUUUCUACAGGUCCCAGGCUGCAUUGUGUUGCAGAAACGUCAGUGAUUGAUGAUUCUGUCGGCAUAGCUCCAACUGAAGACGGCACGUAACUUCACGAUGGUCCUGGCGGAGAGAAACUCGGAAAAUGUGCGAAACGGUAGGAGAUCGCGGGGCCCCAGCCCUAACGCGCAGACAGAAUCUUCCAGCGAGGAGGAUGGUGUGCCAGCAGAAAAGAUAAGAGUAGGAAGAGAUUAUCAGGUCAUUGUUCCAGAAUUUGUUCCUGUUAGUGAACGUCGGUUGGAUCAAUGCCCCGAUAGGGCUUUACUGGUCUGGUCACCUACCACAGACAUACCGGAUCAGAAAUUGGAUGAAUAUAUUAUAUUGGCUAAGGAAAAGUAUGGUUACAAUGGGGAACAGGCGUUGGGAAUGCUAUUCUGGCACAAGCACAACUUAGAACGUGCCGUAUUGGAUCUGGCAAAUUUCACACCAUUUCCUGACGAGUGGACGGUCGAGGACAAAGUGUUGUUCGAACAAGCGUUCCAGUUCCAUGGCAAGAGUUUUCACCGUAUUCGGCAAAUGUUACCCGACAAAUCUAUCGCCAGUCUUGUGAAAUAUUACUACAGUUGGAAGAAAACGCGAACCAGGACGUCACUGAUGGACAGGCAAGCACGUAAAUUGACAAGCAAGGAAGGCGAGAACGGCAGCGAAAACGGAAGCGAACUUGGUUCCAACACGGAUAGUGAAUCCGAGGAAAAAAAAUGGACGAUCCACCGCGGAAUACGUCGUGGAAAGAACCAAGCUGUGCCAGGAAGCCAAGGCACUGACGCUAAGGCCCCAUCCGACUCGGAAAACGCCCCUCAGGUUCAGGGCUCGUGUAGCAACUGUGGCGUUGCUUGCCAUAGUGUUCGUGCGACGCCCAAGGGACACGCGUGUCAUAGCUGCUAUCUACAUUGGAGGCGCACUGGUGUAGCGAGACCGUUAACUUCCAUGCCGGGUCGUUCGAAUAAAAGAAAGCCACCUCGUGGGUUGGUUGUGAAUCACGAUGAUCUGGCGGCUUUAGCCGGUCAGCCGAACCAGGCCAACAACAGCUUACAAGCUAUCGACACUGAAAUCGUUAGCCUUAAGCGUCAAAUACAAGCGAACAAACAACAAGUGAGUGCGUUGAAGCGGAAGACAGCUGACGGCGUCGACCACUUACGGCCGCCGGAAGUGUCGAGCCGCAUAAACGCUCGUUGGACGAACGAUGAGCUGUUGCUGGCCGUUCAAGGUAUUAGAAAAUACGGGAAGGAUUUCGCCGCGAUCGCCGAAGUUAUCGGGACCAAAACUGAGGCCCAUUUGCGAUCAUUUUUUGUCAAUUAUCGACGAAGAUAUAACUUGGACGCGGUCUUAAAGGAAUUCGAAGCUGAGAACGGUCCAAUAUUGAUCGACGAUGAGAAAGAGGAAAAGAUGGACGUUGACCAAUCAAACGACACCGCGGAAUCGUCUCAGAAGGGAAAAGCUGCCGCUGGACCUGGACAAGCCGCUAAAUAACAAAUGAACACAAUCGCAAGUACAAAACGGGAAAAGAAUAAUUUUAGGUUUACUGAUAACAAUCGAUAGUGAAGGUACUUUCGCAUUAUUUUCUCUGUUUUUCCUUUUUUUAAUUUAAUACCGUUCUCUAUAUAGAGCGACACGAAGCACGAGAAUAUGUUUUUCAAAGAUUUGAAAUUCACUCGCUUGUGCGACACACAACACACACACACACACAAUUAUAUAGAUACAUGUAUGGAUCACAUACGAUAAGAUGAAAUGUUAAGAUAAAUUUGCAGUUCAGUAUGUAUUCCUAUAUAGCGAGUUUUAUCUUUUGCACCUAAGGCUGGGACCGUCCCAGCCAUCUGUAAAAGGUAGCAUGAUUGCGUAACAUUAAAUUAGAAAUUCUAUCGCACUGUAAGGAGUCACCCACAAAAAGUAUAUAUAUCCAGAUACGACCGUAAAAUGCUUUUCGCAAUAAUGGUAAACGCAACUUUUAUAUAUAUAUAUAUAUGAGUAAAUUUUCGAUAAUGUUUCCAAAGUGGAAUGGAGACGUGUAGAAGAUUACGUUCUUUGUUUAUGUGUAUUAUUUGGAUAUACAUAUUUUAUGGAUUUUAAUUGUAUGUAACGCUUAAGAGGAUAUAAUAUAACAUAAAAAUUGAUCUCAUUUGAAAGCUACAUAUUAAUAAAUUAUUAAACAGAUGAAGAUGUUCUAAUAACACGUGGAGACACAAUUCUAGUGUUCAAAUCUCUUCUGUCUUGCGUUUUAUUAUAAUUUAAGUAGGAAAUGAACUAUUCCUCUGCUUUUUUGUAAAUAUCGUAAUUUUAGUAUCAGGAUAUGUGUAUGUAUAAUACUCAAACAC
Messenger RNA from Ooceraea biroi (clonal raider ant), 2487 nucleotides. RefSeq names its product REST corepressor (gene CoRest). Gene Ontology annotation, biological process: negative regulation of DNA-templated transcription; regulation of transcription by RNA polymerase II. Gene Ontology annotation, cellular component: transcription regulator complex; histone deacetylase complex. The record is from RefSeq and is a predicted model, not a curated record. Gene Ontology annotation, molecular function: transcription corepressor activity. NCBI's taxonomy places the organism in Eukaryota, Metazoa, Arthropoda, Insecta, Hymenoptera, Formicidae.